AUGUCGACACUGGCCCCCCUGCGUCUGCUGCGCGAGCCCUGGAAUGCCAGUGAGGGCAACCAGAGCAACACCACAGUUGGAGCCAGCAGCGGCUGGUGCCAAGGGCUGGACAUUCCCAAUGAGCUGUUCCUGGCGCUUGGGCUGGUGAGCCUGGUGGAGAACCUGCUGGUAGUGGCCGCCAUCCUGAAGAACAGAAACCUGCACUCGCCCACCUACUACUUCAUCUGCUGCCUGGCGGUGUCUGACAUGCUGGUGAGCAUCAGCAACCUGGCGGAGAUGCUCUUCAUGCUGCUCCUGGAACACGGGGUGCUGGUGAUGCGCCCCAGCAUUGUCCGCCACAUGGACAACGUCAUCGACAUGCUCAUCUGCAGCUCUGUUGUGUCCUCCCUCUCCUUCCUGGGGGUCAUCGCUGUCGACCGCUACAUCACCAUCUUCUACGCCUUGCGCUACCACAGCAUCAUGACGCUGCAGAGGGCCGUGGUGACCAUGGCCAGCAUCUGGCUGGCCAGCACCGUCUCCAGCACCGUCCUCAUCACCUACUACCACAGCAACACCAUCCUCCUCUGCCUCAUCAGCUUCUUCCUCUUCAUGCUGAUCCUCAUGCUGGUGCUCUACAUACACAUGUUUGCCUUGGCCCGCCACCACCUCCACAGCAUCUCCAGCCAGCAGAAGCCUCCCACUGCCCACCACGGUGGCAGCCUGAAGGGCGCUGUCACCCUCACCAUCCUCCUGGGGGUCUUCUUCAUCUGCUGGGGGCCCUUCUUCUUCCACCUCAUCCUUAUUGUCACCUGCCCCACCAACCCCUUCUGCACCUGCUUCUUCAGUUACUUCAACCUCUUUCUCAUCCUCAUCAUCUGUAACUCGGUGAUUGACCCCCUCAUCUACGCCUUCCGGAGCCAAGAGCUCCGACGGACGCUGCGGGAGGUGGUGACGUGCUCCUGUGGGGACCGGCUGGGGGUGCCCCCUGGCCGUGCCCCCCGCGGCUGCCGGGGCUCCCCGCUCCGCCGCGGCGCGGCGUGGCCGCGGGCGUGGCCGUGGGCGUGGCCGGGCGGGGCGGCCCGGGCGGUGCCGGUGCCGCAGGGCUGUUGCAGCGCUGCGGCGGCGGCCGCUGAUUGGCUGCGGGCGGCGGUGACGUCAGCGGCCGGCCCGGUGCGGCGGCGGGCGCCUAUAAAGGCGGUGGCGGCGGCGGGUCCGCCCCCCGCGCUCCCGGUGCCGCUCUGCUUCGGUGCCGCUCCGCUCCCGGCCCCUGCCCGCUCCCGUCCCGCUCCGCUCCGGCCCGGCCGCACCAUGAGGGAGAUCGUCCACAUCCAGGCGGGGCAAUGCGGCAACCAGAUCGGCGCCAAGUUCUGGGAGGUGAUCAGCGACGAACACGGCAUCGACCCCAGUGGCAACUACGUGGGGGACUCAGACCUGCAGCUCGAGCGCAUCAGCGUCUACUACAAUGAGGCCUCUUCUCACAAGUAUGUGCCUCGCGCCAUCCUGGUGGACCUGGAGCCAGGGACGAUGGACAGCGUGCGCUCAGGCGCCUUCGGCCACCUCUUCCGCCCCGACAACUUCAUCUUUGGGCAGAGCGGUGCCGGGAACAACUGGGCAAAGGGGCACUACACGGAGGGGGCUGAGCUGGUGGACUCCGUGCUGGACGUGGUGCGGAAGGAGUGCGAGAACUGCGACUGCCUGCAGGGCUUCCAGCUGACCCACUCGCUGGGUGGGGGCACGGGCUCGGGCAUGGGCACCCUGCUCAUCAGCAAGGUGCGGGAGGAGUACCCUGACCGCAUCAUGAACACCUUCAGCGUGGUGCCGUCCCCCAAGGUGUCGGACACGGUGGUGGAGCCCUACAAUGCCACACUCUCCAUCCACCAGCUGGUGGAGAACACGGAUGAGACCUACUGCAUCGACAACGAGGCGCUCUACGACAUCUGCUUCCGCACCCUCAAACUGGCCACCCCCACCUAUGGUGACCUAAACCACCUCGUUUCAGCUACCAUGAGCGGCGUCACCACCUCCCUGCGCUUCCCUGGCCAGCUCAACGCUGACCUCCGCAAGCUGGCCGUCAACAUGGUGCCCUUCCCGCGUCUCCACUUCUUCAUGCCUGGCUUCGCUCCGCUGACAGCGCGUGGCAGCCAGCAGUACCGCGCCCUCACCGUGCCCGAGCUCACCCAGCAGAUGUUCGAUGCCAAGAACAUGAUGGCCGCCUGCGACCCCCGCCAUGGCCGCUACCUCACUGUGGCCACUGUCUUCCGUGGCCGCAUGUCCAUGAAGGAGGUGGACGAGCAGAUGUUGGCCAUCCAGAGCAAGAACAGCUCCUACUUUGUAGAGUGGAUCCCCAACAAUGUCAAGGUGGCUGUGUGCGACAUCCCACCGCGGGGGCUGAAGAUGUCCUCCACCUUCAUCGGGAACAGCACGGCCAUCCAGGAGCUCUUCAAGCGCAUCUCAGAGCAGUUCACAGCCAUGUUCCGCCGCAAAGCCUUCCUACACUGGUACACAGGUGAGGGCAUGGACGAGAUGGAGUUCACCGAGGCCGAGAGCAACAUGAAUGACCUGGUGUCUGAGUACCAGCAGUACCAGGAUGCCACGGCUGAGGAGGAGGGCGAGAUGUACGAGGACGACGAGGAGGAGUCGGAGGCACAGGGCGCCAAGUGAUGCCUGACACCACCCCCGACGCUGCCCGCGGCCCCCCUGGCUUCGCGCUGCUGCACCCCCCGGGUGGUGCCCCCCCUGCCGUUCCCUCAGUGUCUCCUGACCCCCUGCCCCCCUGAGCCAGCUCGGCUCCCCACCCCUCCGUCCCGCCUCCCCCCUUUUCAUUUUUUACUGGUUCGUGUCUAUUAUUUUUUUUGAAUACUUAAUAAAUUUAUUGCUGUCCAGGUA
Molecule: messenger RNA, 2865 nt
Organism: Neopelma chrysocephalum (saffron-crested tyrant-manakin)
Lineage: Eukaryota; Metazoa; Chordata; Aves; Passeriformes; Pipridae
Gene: TUBB3
Product: tubulin beta 3 class III
Exons: 6
Coding region: 1-2640 (879 amino acids)
Biological process (GO): microtubule cytoskeleton organization; mitotic cell cycle; axon guidance
Cellular component (GO): microtubule; cytoplasm; membrane
Molecular function (GO): structural constituent of cytoskeleton; GTPase activity; GTP binding
Source: RefSeq, a predicted model, not a curated record